Messenger RNA from Rotaria sordida, 687 nucleotides. NCBI's taxonomy places the organism in Eukaryota, Metazoa, Rotifera, Eurotatoria, Philodinida, Philodinidae. The record is from the annotation of a GenBank genome assembly.
AUGCAUAUCACAGCAUAUUUUGUUUUUAUAUUGGUUCUUCUGACAAGCGUUGUUCAAUGUCCAGGUGGUGGUGGUGGAAGAGGAGGUGGUGGAGGAUUUAGCAAAGUAACUGGUCAAGGAGCAGAUCAUGCCGGUAACUUUACAAUUGUUGGUAGUUUUUCUUUGCAAAAUCUGCGACUAGCUCUAUCACAGAAGUAUGAAGCAGGGACAGGUGAUCCAAUAGAGAAUCUCGGUCACACGUCUGCAAUACAAUUAACUUGGAAUUCGACUAAAAAUCAGUUUGAAGGUACAUGAAAUAUAAGUCGAUCUGUUUUCCAAUUGAUUCAACUACAAUUUGGUCGAGAACCACGUUUACCUACUGAUGAACCUUCAUCAUCAUUUACUUUCAAUAAAUCAAAUGAUUAUUAUGUACAAUUGAAAAAAAAUCUGUUGAUAAUACAACAACCCGCACGUGAUAAUAUUAUUCAUCGACAACGACAAUACAAGAUUAAUUAUGACAAACAACGUCCAGAUCCACAUUAUGAAAUCAAUGAUCCAGUACUGAUUAAAAUUCAUGGAAUAAAAAAAAAACUAGAACCAACAUAUUCGAUUACACCAAAAAUAAUUAUUAGGAAACAACAUCCAAUUGAUUGGGUCAAAGAUGAAAAACCACAGGUCGAAUCCAGAGUACAUGUUAAUGAUAUUUGA